Messenger RNA from Entelurus aequoreus (snake pipefish), 5335 nucleotides. RefSeq names its product insulin receptor a (gene insra). The record is from RefSeq and is a predicted model, not a curated record. The transcript has 21 exons. Gene Ontology annotation, molecular function: ATP binding; insulin receptor substrate binding; insulin receptor activity. Gene Ontology annotation, biological process: glucose homeostasis; positive regulation of kinase activity; cell surface receptor protein tyrosine kinase signaling pathway. NCBI's taxonomy places the organism in Eukaryota, Metazoa, Chordata, Actinopteri, Syngnathiformes, Syngnathidae. Bases 1015 to 5085 code for a protein of 1356 amino acids. Gene Ontology annotation, cellular component: membrane; insulin receptor complex; axon.
GCUGGUGUAAUCCAAUAAACUCCAGUCCGUGUUUCCUUAGGAGCUCAUCUGCCUCUCUGGCAGGUUUGUUUACUGGCUGGGAGAAAGAGAUCCAACACAGCCUGGGAGACAAUCUACCUCUGUCUGUGCAAGAAGAAAAGGAUUUGCUUUUUUGUUGUUGUUGUAAUACAAAACAACACGAUUCGGACUCACCAUUUGGGGAUGGAAGAAGAAUCCCCGGCGCAGCUUCACUUCGCAUUUGAAACAAAGUGCAACCAAAGAAAACAAGCAAACGUGGAGCUGGAAAAAUCUCUUGGAAGGAAAUCUCAGCACUUUUCUGACCGAGGGGACAAGCUGGAGCUCUGCUUGCUUGCGUGCUUGUUUACUUACUUACGGAGCUGAGAAGACUACAAGAAAAAAAGCAUUUUGCCGUGUUCUUUUUUUUUUUUUGCACACUUGGAGGAUUUGAUUUGUACGCCACGCAGCAUUACUCUUCACUUGAAUUACAUCGAAUGCCAUUAAUAUACAUGUGUAUAUAUAUAGAACCUGCUUAAGAAAUUAACUUUGAGAGUCACAUGUGGUGUUUUUUGAUCAGGCGUGAGUGUCUGAGGGGCUAAAUUGUGAGUGGGGGGUGCUGGGCUAGCUAGAUUUUGACAGCUAGUUAACCAGACAACGUUAGCGUGGAAAAGUAGUUAUUAGGGGCGGCUACUUCACCCGCACAGGCGAACUGAAAGGCGCGGAGCCCAUUGAAGACGCGACAAGUCGGCUUGUCAACAGCCGCCGUCCAUUAGGAGGUGGGGAAGCUAGUUAGCAUUAGCAUCAUUAGCCGUGAACACGUUGGACUCGUUCUUCCGCCCGUCUUCCGGGAUGUCGUCUGUGACUGUCACGUCGUGUUUACUUGCUGGCUCUCGCCGCAAAACCAAAACAAUUUCCUGAAGAAUAGCCGCCCCCCCCCUCCUCUUUUCCCAUUGUGUCCACUGUCACGUUCGCCAAGAAGGAUUUUACUCGGGAGCGGUGACUCAGCCCGAGUCAGUUAUGUGGCUGCGGACUUUGACAUGUGUUGUGGCCGCAGCCUGCUGCUUCUUGACCAGCUGUCAUCCAGCGUCGGGGGAGAUUUGCCCAAGCAAGGACAUCCGCAACGAUGUGACCAACCUCAACUCGCUGACUAACUGCACGGUGAUCGAAGGUCACCUAAAGAUCCUACUCAUGUUUGGGACCAAGCCCGAAGACUUCCGAGGCCUCACCUUCCCCAAGCUGACCGUGGUGACCGACUACCUGCUGCUCUUCCGAGUGUAUGGCCUGGAGAGUCUCAGCGACCUCUUCCCCAACCUGACGGUCAUCCGAGGCAACAACCUGUUCUUCAACUAUGCCCUGGUGGUAUUCGAGAUGCUGCAGCUGCGAGAGAUCGGCCUCCAAAGCUUAAUGAACAUCACCCGGGGGGCCGUGCGGAUCGAGAAGAACUGGGACCUUUGCUACUUGUCCACGCUGGAUUGGUCCAAGAUCCUGGACUCUGUGGAGGACAACUACAUUGUGGCCAACAAGAACGAAAGAGAGUGCGGGGAUGUGUGCCCCGGGGCAUCCGUGGGGAAGACCACCUGCCAGACGACGACCAUCAACGGGCACUUCAGCGAACGAUGCUGGACGCAGAAGCACUGUCAAAGAAUGUGUCCCGUUCAGUGCAAACAUCGGACCUGCACCAGGGAUCACCAGUGCUGUCACGACGAGUGCCUGGGUGGCUGCCUGAGGUCUCAGUCGGCGGCUCACUGCGUGGCCUGCCGGGGCCUCCUGCACCAGGACACCUGCGUGCGGCGCUGCCCAGACAACCACUACACCUUCAAGGGCUGGCGCUGCGUCUCCUUCGCCUUCUGCCAGGAGCUCCACAGCAGGUGCAAGUGGGAGAAGGAGCGCAGCAAGAACUCUGAGUGCCACGAGUACGUCAUCCACAACGGCGCCUGCAUCCCUGAGUGUCCCUCGGGCUACACCACCGUCAACUCAUCUUCGCUGAACUGUACGCCAUGUGCCGGCCUCUGUCCGAAGGUGUGUGUGGGCCUGAAAACCGUGGACUCCAUCACUGCGGCGCAGGCUCUGAGAGGCUGCACCAUCCUUAACGGCAGUCUGGUUAUCAACCUGCGCGGAGGAAACAACAUAGCGGCAGAACUGGAGUCCAGUCUGGGCCAGCUGGAGGAGAUCACGGGCUACAUGACGGUGCGGCGGUCCUACGCCCUCGUCUCCCUGUCCUUCUUCCGCAAGCUCCGCGUUAUCCGCGGGGAGGAAACGGAAAUCGGCAAUUACUCCUUCUACGCCCUGGACAACCAGAACCUCCGGCAGCUGUGGGACUGGACCAAGCACAAGCUGACCAUCCCUCAGGGCCGUAUGUUCUUCCACUACAACUCCAAGCUCUGCAUGGCCGAGAUACGCAAGAUGGAGGAGGUGACCGGCACCAGAGGCCGAAAGAACGACAUCGCGUCCAAAACCAACGGGGACCAGGCCUCGUGUGAGAACCACGUGCUGAAGUUCACCAUGAUCCGCACCAUGAGCGAUAAGAUCUUGAUCAAGUGGGAAGCCUUCUGGCCGCCGGACUUUCGAGACCUGCUGGGCUUCAUGGUGCUCUACAAGGAGGCACCCUUCCAAAACGUGACCGAGUUUGACGGGCAGGACGCCUGCGGCUCCAACAGCUGGGUGAUCGCAGAUGUGGACCCGCCGCCGCGCUCCUCCGACGGCGAAGUGGAUCCGGGCCACCUCAUCCUGCCCCUGAAGCCCUGGACGCAGUACGCCAUCAUGGUCAAGACGCAGCUGUCCGCCUCUGACGAGCACCAGGUCAACGGGGCCAAGAGUGACAUCAUCUACGUGCGCACCAACGCCACAAAACCCUCGGUCCCGCUGGACCCCAUUUCCUCGUCCAACUCCUCCUCACAGAUCAUCCUCAAGUGGAAGCCCCCCAAUGACCCCAACGGCAACAUCACUCACUACCUCGUCUUCUGUCAGCGACAGGCGGAGGCCAGCGAGCUCUACAAGUUUGACUACUGCCAAAAAGGAAUGAAGCUGCCAUCGCGAGUGCCGACUCAGGUGGACAACGAUGAGGAGCAAAGAAGGAACCAGACAGAGGAGCAGGGCCCAGGGACUCGCUGCUGUGCCUGCCCCAAGACCGACAAGGAGCUCAAGAAGGAGAAAGAGGAGUUGGAGUACCGCAAGACAUUUGAGAACUACCUGCACAACGAAGUCUUCGAGAUGAAGCGCUCCAGACAGCGGCGUGCUGUGAUGGGCAUCGCCAACCAAACACACCUUUUGCCCACCACGGCCUCCAACAGGCCGGCGGGCACAAAUGUCCCCGAUGACGAGGAGACAUUUGAGAGUACCAAGUCUGUGGUCACCGUGCACACCAAGGAGUCCACCGUCAUCUCCAAUCUGCGCCACUUCACCAGCUACCAAAUAGAAGUCCACGCCUGCAACCACCCCACUGACCAAGCCCGCUGCAGCAUGGCGGCGUACGUCAGCGCCCGCACCAUGCCUGAAGACAAAGCUGACGAUAUCCUGGGCCCCAUCACUUACGAAGUGUCUGACAUGACCGUGCACAUGGCCUGGAAGGAACCUGCCUCCCCCAACGGCAUGAUAAUCCUGUACGAAGUCCACUACAAACGCAUCGGAGACAGCGAGGAGCUGCACCACUGUGUGUCCAGGAACGUUUACAGGGUGACCCGCGGCUGCAAGCUGAGAGUGAUGCAUUCUGGGAACUACACCGUGAGAAUCCGAGCCACCUCUCUGGCUGGUAAUGGAUCCUGGACUGAGCCCACAUACUUCUACGUGCAGGAUGCCAGAGAUCCCCUCAACAUCGCAAAGAUUGUUAUCGGACCGGUCAUUUGCGUGGUUCUGCUGCUCUGUGUGGCUGUGGCAGGAUUUAUGAUGUUCAAGAAGAAUCAAACACAGGGGCCGAGCGGUCCCAUCUACGCCUCGUCCAACCCGGAGUACCACAGCGCCAACGACAUGUACGAGGAGGACGAGUGGGAGGUGGCCCGGGACAAGAUCAACAUCAAGCGGGAGUUGGGUCAGGGCUCCUUCGGCAUGGUGUACGAGGGCCUCGCCAAAGACAUCAUCAAGGGCGAGGGCGAGAGCCGCGUGGCCGUGAAGACGGUCAACGAGUCGGCCAGUCUGAGGGAGAGGAUCGAGUUCCUCAACGAAGCCUCGGUCAUGAAGGCCUUCAGUUGCCACCACGUGGUGCGUCUCCUGGGCGUUGUGUCCAAGGGUCAGCCCACCCUGGUCGUGAUGGAGCUGAUGACCCACGGAGACCUGAAGAGCUACCUGCGUUCUCUCCGGCCCGACGCAGAGAACAACCCGGGCCGUCCGCCUCCCACACUGAAGGAGAUGAUCCAAAUGUCGGCUGAGAUCGCGGACGGCAUGGCGUACCUCAGCGCCAAGAAAUUUGUGCACAGAGACCUCGCCGCCAGAAACUGCAUGGUCGCUCACGAUCUCACUGUCAAAAUAGGAGAUUUCGGCAUGACCAGAGACAUCUAUGAGACGGACUACUACAGGAAAGGCGGCAAAGGCCUGCUGCCUGUCAGGUGGAUGUCACCAGAGUCCCUCAAAGAUGGCGUCUUCACGGCACAUUCGGACUGCUGGUCUUUUGGGGUGGUGCUGUGGGAGAUCAGCACGCUGGCUGAGCAGCCUUACCAAGGCCUCUCCAACGAGCAGGUGCUGAAGUUUGUCAUGGACGGAGGCUACCUGGACCGCCCAGACAACUGCGCUGACAGACUACACAACCUGAUGCAGAUGUCCUGGCAGUACAACCCCAAGAUGCGGCCCACCUUCCAGGAGAUCAUCGAGAUGCUGCGCGACGACCUCCACCCGUCCUUCCAGGAGUGCUCCUUCUUCUACAGCGGCGAGAACAAGCCGCCGGAGAGCGAGGACUUUGACCUGGACAUGGACAACAUGGAGAGCAUCCCGCUGGACCCCUCGUCCUACUCGCAGCGGGAGCAGGGCCUGGACCGGGACGAGGGCUCCUCGGUGGGCCUGAGGGGCAGCUAUGAGGAGCACCACAUCCCCUUCACACACAUGAACGGGGGCAAGAGCAACGGACGAGUACUGGCCCUGCCGCGCUCCAGCCCCUCCUAGCCGACUCCUUUACAUCAGAGAUAUUUUGUCAUUUUUUAUAUGUGUAUAUAUAUAUAUAUAUAUAUAGAGACCACACUUAUAUCACUCUCAACAGAGCCCCUCAAUGCACAUCUCAGGAUUUUGACUUUAUUUUUCUCUUCAAAUGCCACAAACACAACACUACAGCGCGUCUCCAACGGGGUGCUUUUUUGUAUGCAGACGCUCCUGUCACGCUUGUACGAACCCCGUUUCCAUAUGAGUUGGGAAAUUG